AUGGCUGAGAAGGAAGGUGGAGUUGUCGCAAAGGGUCACGAGGAAGGGCUUAAAAUGGCUAUCUCUCUUCUUGAGGAGUUUGGACUUCCCCUGGGACUUCUCCCUCUUGCAGAUGUGAUCGAAGUUGGUUUUGUUAGUAGUACUGGAUACAUGUGGAUCGUCCAAAAGAAGAAGGUUGAACACAACUUCAAGAUGGCCGGCAAGCUUGUGAGCUAUGACACUAAUAUAACUGGCUAUGUCAGCAAAAAACAGAUAAAGAAACUCAAGGGAGUGAAGGCUAAAGAACUCAUGUUAUGGCCUCCAGUAAAUGAGAUAACCAUUGAUGAUCCACCCACCGGAAAAAUUCACUUCAAGAGCCUCGCUGGCAUCACCAAAACAUUCCCAGUAGAGGCAUUUGCUGCUGAUGCUUCUACUGCCUUCAGAGCCAGUCUCAAGUCCUUGGCCUCUGCAGAGAUGGACAUUUGA
This is a messenger RNA of Populus euphratica (Euphrates poplar), 465 nucleotides long. RefSeq lists its product as uncharacterized. The transcript is spliced from 2 exons. The coding region runs from base 1 to 465 and encodes 154 amino acids. NCBI's taxonomy places the organism in Eukaryota, Viridiplantae, Streptophyta, Magnoliopsida, Malpighiales, Salicaceae. The record is from RefSeq and is a predicted model, not a curated record.